UGGGUGCUCUCUUCCGGCGCUGGGAGGCUCUUCCGCUUUGCCUUCCAUCGGAUCUCACCGGCUUUAGGCUACUUGAAGGGUUUUUCCCAAACAUGGAUAUCAGACCAAAUCACACAAUUUAUAUCAACAACAUGAAUGACAAAAUUAAAAAAGAAGAAUUGAAGAGAUCUCUGUAUGCCCUGUUUUCUCAGUUUGGACAUGUAGUAGAUAUUGUGGCUUUAAAGACCAUGAAGAUGAGGGGACAGGCUUUUGUUAUAUUUAAGGAACUGGGUUCAUCCACAAAUGCUUUGAGACAGUUACAAGGAUUUCCAUUUUAUGGUAAACCAAUGAGAAUUCAGUAUGCAAAAACAGAUUCCGAUAUAAUAUCUAAAAUGCGUGGUACUUUCGCUGACAAGGAAAAGAAAAAGGAAAAGAAGAAAGCUAAGACCAUGGAACAGGCUGCAGCAGCUGCAAACAAGAAGCCUGGUCAGGGCACACCCAAUUCAGCUAAUACCCAAGGAAAUGCAGCGCCAAAUCCUCAGGUCCCUGAUUACCCUCCAAACUAUAUCCUAUUCCUUAAUAACUUACCAGAGGAGACGAAUGAGAUGAUGUUAUCCAUGUUGUUCAACCAGUUCCCUGGUUUCAAGGAGGUUCGCUUGGUACCGGGGAGACAUGACAUAGCGUUUGUAGAAUUUGAAAAUGAUGGGCAGGCUGGAGCUGCCAGAGAUGCUCUACAGGGGUUUAAGAUCACGCCGUCCCAUGCCAUGAAGAUUACCUAUGCCAAAAAGUGACAUGUGGGAUGCCAGCGUUAAAGGACUUGGUAUUAUUUAUAGCGUUUGUUUUGAUAAUAUUUGAUCAAGUCAUUUUAAAUGGUUGGAAGUGAAGAUGAAGUUUUGGGAAAAGAGUUACCUAAUUUUUUUUUCAUUUUGUUGAACUAUGAAAUAUGGAGCCUUAAUUUUGUACAAUAAACUUUUAUUUGUAUUCUGUU
Messenger RNA from Grammomys surdaster, 967 nucleotides. RefSeq names its product small nuclear ribonucleoprotein polypeptide B2 (gene Snrpb2). The record is from RefSeq and is a predicted model, not a curated record. Bases 93 to 770 code for a protein of 225 amino acids. Lineage: Eukaryota; Metazoa; Chordata; Mammalia; Rodentia; Muridae. The transcript is spliced from 7 exons. Gene Ontology annotation, cellular component: U1 snRNP. Gene Ontology annotation, biological process: mRNA splicing, via spliceosome. Gene Ontology annotation, molecular function: U1 snRNA binding.